CCCAUGCCACUCCUCCCAGAGGAGGAAGAUGUUUGAGGACAGAUGCUUGAGGACUGUUUAUUUUGUCCCACACUACCCCCACUUUAAAGAGCCCGAGACCGCAUGGGAGUGUUUCAGGUGGAAUUCUUCGGUAAAGCUUAGGGAAAUGAAGAGGGUUCUCAGGGAGGAGCUCCGAAACACAACGUUCCACAGCCUGGCAACAAAGCAAAUUCAUCGAAGUGAUGACAGGCCCCGGGGAGAAUGAUGCUUUAUUUGGGCUGGUUAUUUCUUUGGCUUGUCACAGGAGAGAGAAUUAAAGAAAUGACUACUUCAGAUUGCUUCACCAAGAACCUGCUUUGGGAAUAUUCCUCAACGAGGGAGCAAUUUAUCUUAUUUUGUAACUUAACAGAGUCACAGACAUGCCACUCAUCCCACAGAAGUCAACUCUCACCAACCCAAGGUUCUGAAAACUUGCCCUGGAGUGGUUACAAGGACCUAUCUGAUGUCCAGUGGUAUCUACAACCUCAAAAUGGAGAUUCACCAUGGGAAAUAAUGAACAACUCUGCUCACAUCAUUGAAAAGGGCAUCCUACACUUUUUGACCACGGAAAUACAUAAUCCUGGAUCAUAUAUCUGUAGGCCCAGGAUUAGGAGCCCUUGUUGUGUCAAGAUCAUCUUAGAAGUUAAGCCCAAGACAAAACUACCCUGUAUACCACAAAACUCUGUAUCACAUGAGCAAUACCUUCUUCUUGGUAGCACUGCCCGUAUUCAUUGUCCUAGCCUCAACUGCCAAAGUGACGCACAAAGUCCUGAGGUGACCUGGUACCAGAAUGGAAAGCUACUCCCUGAAGAAAGGAGCAACUCAAUCCUGGUGGAUGAAGUUUACGAAGAACAGGAAGGCACAUAUGUAUGUGAUUACACGGAGUCGGUUAACACAAGUUCACGAACAGUCAGAGCUGUUGUUCAAGUGACAACCAUCGUGAAAGACACUAGUCACAAACCAGAUAUUCUGGAUCCCAUCAAGGACACGCUGGAAGUAGAACUUGGAAAGCCUUUAACUCUUAACUGCACGGCACGAUUUGGCUACCAAAAGGACUUUAUGCCUGUAAUAAAAUGGUACAUUAAAGAUUCUGACCGGGAGUGGGAAGUCCCAACAUCUGAGGAGAUCAGUGUAAAAUCUACCAAAAAGGAUAAAGUCAUUGCCCGCGUUAUCCACUUCAAAGAAGUUACCCAGAGGGAGCUUCGCAGGAAGCUUAUUUGCUUUGCCCAGAACUCCCUCGGGAACACUACCCAGUCCCUCCAACUGAAAGAAAAGCAAGCAGAUAAAAAGGUAUUUGAUGCUUUUGUAUCUUAUGCAAAAUGGAGCUCUUUUGGGAGUGAGGUCACUUCCUCUCUGAGCGAGGAAUACCUGGCUCUGAAUCUGUUCCCUGAAGUUCUGGAAAACAAAUAUGGAUACAAUUUGUGUUUGCUGGAAAGAGAUGUGGCCCCAGGAGGAGUGUAUGCGGAAGACAUUGUGAACGUGAUUAAGAAAAGUAGAAGAGGAAUAUUUAUCUUGAGCCCCAGCUAUGUCAGUGGACCCAGUGUCUUUGAACUACAAGCCGCAGUGAAUCUGGCCUUGGAUGAUCAAACACUGAAACUAAUUUUAAUUAAGUUCUGUUCUUUCCAAGAGCCAGAGUCUCUACCUCAUCUUGUGAAAAGAGCUCUCCGCGUUUUGCCCACAGUCACUUGGAGAAACUUAAAAUCAGUCCCUCCCAAUUCCAGGUUCUGGACUCAGAUACGCUACCAUAUGCCAGUGAAAAACUCAGAAGGAUUCAGGUGGAACCAUCUUAGAAGUAUCCCUGAAUUUUUUCACUGGAAAUGACUCAGUGAAACAGAAACCACUGGGAGGAGCUCACAGCCUAGGAAAUGGUGAAGCAGACCUUGAGCCAUCUCCUCCCGGUCUCUGGUGAGUAGAGAUGUGGAUGGACAGAACACUCAUGGACAGAACACACAGCACGGAUCAGCUCAUAGAAGAUGGGAAGUGUUUUGUGACUCUGAGCAAGCGUGGCAGGCCUGGGAAUAACCCUGAAGCUCUGGAUAGUGCCUCCGAUAGGCUCUGGACAGAGGGCGAGUACAUUCUCCAGAUGCUUGCACAAAUUCAGCACACAUGCCCCUCAGACUUUCCAAGCGGUCUGAGCUGAAUUGACAGAUAUAGUCACUUUUGCUUUGUGUUUAUCGGCUACCAGGCCUGCUAUUUGUCAUAUAUAUAUAUAUAUAUAUAUAUAUAUAUAUAUAUAUAUAUAUAUUUAUAUCUAUUUGGAAUCAAAUAAAUAUUAUUUUAUUCGAAGUAACUGAUUUAAACUUUGCCUAAAGCUUUUCUGUUAAAAAAAAAAAAAGUCCUUACUCCACAUUCACCUACUGACUCUGGAGCAUAGAAAGUAAGUGGGAAAGGCAGAAACCGGGGGGUGGGGGGACAGGUGCAGAUGGGGCCACCAUCAGUUACUACUCUGUCCUUGAGGGAAGCGCGCCCUCUGAGCAGAGGAAAUAGAGGAAGGAGCGCUUCCUGUGAUGGGCAAGGGGGGUAGUCUUAUGCUGGACACAAGGCCAGGGGAGCAGCUGCUCCUUGUCCCGCUGGCCAUUGGGCAAGGCAUGAAGAACACCACCUUACUCCGGUCCACUGGAAAUGGAGACCAAGCAGGUCAUCAUGACUGGGCCAAUGAGGAGACAAGGAACAGCUUAGCACUUACAAGGUAGAAAGGCAAUGACAAGAGUUAGCAGCCAAGGUACAAGUCUGAGAAGUGUAUACUUUGUUUAAAAGACAACAAGGAUGGAGCUUGGAUAGAGCUUUGGUCUGAGCCGCUUGCCAUUGAGGCUGCAUUCCUUGCAUGUGCUUCCUGACCUACUGAUCUCAGCUGAGUCCUGAGUAACAGGGCAAUAUGCCAGUAGUUUUCCUGACCGCCAAGGCGGAUCUCAUUCUCGUAAAUUCAUUUUCCUUAGGAGAUUUCAAACUAUAGUCACAACAGUGUUCUGCUCCCAGAGGACUAUAAAAUCUUCACCCUCUGCCAUCCCUGUCUGAAUGGAAUGAUUCGUCUGAGCAAUGAAGACAAGCAACUUCUGGGCUCAUUCAAAUGUAAUGUGUCACAUUCCCUGGUCCGAACGCCAGCCAAGUUCAGAAUGGUGAAAAGGCAUCAUUGUCUGGCUACUGCUUGGAGCCUGUAUGAAAUGCUUUUGAGUGGUUUUUCCACAGAGGCUCCCACAUCAGAAAAACCACUGCGGCUUUGGCAUCAAGCGACAUCCUUGUUGGGAAUUUCAGUGAUGAAGUUAAAGAUGAGUUAAAAGGUAUAAAUUAUUCCUGGAGGAAGUUUCUUGUGGGAAGGCUCAUUGUAGGGUCUCAGUGGGGAAAGUAUCCACACUGUCAUUGUGCCCUUGUGCUAUGGUGAUGGCCAGCAUCCCUGCUUUCCCUGCCAGCUGCUCACUGAGCUCUAAGACUCAGAAACCUCUUUGGGCCAGUUGACCCAGGUUUAUUUUAUUUGAAAAUAAAUUUUGCUAAAACUUAUCAA
Messenger RNA from Mustela erminea (ermine), 3517 nucleotides. It is a transcript of the gene IL18RAP, whose product is annotated as interleukin 18 receptor accessory protein. Gene Ontology annotation, biological process: interleukin-18-mediated signaling pathway. The record is from RefSeq and is a predicted model, not a curated record. NCBI's taxonomy places the organism in Eukaryota, Metazoa, Chordata, Mammalia, Carnivora, Mustelidae. The coding region runs from base 241 to 1839 and encodes 532 amino acids. The transcript is spliced from 11 exons. Gene Ontology annotation, molecular function: interleukin-18 receptor activity.